This is a messenger RNA of Arabis nemorensis, 1089 nucleotides long. The record is from the annotation of a GenBank genome assembly. NCBI's taxonomy places the organism in Eukaryota, Viridiplantae, Streptophyta, Magnoliopsida, Brassicales, Brassicaceae.
AUGGAGGGAAAAAUUCUAAAUCCAGAAGCGACUAAUUUGCUUCAAAGAAUCAAAGGAUUUACUAGAUCGAUCGUUGAAGAUCUGGCUGAGGGACGAUCUCCGGAAAUUUCCAUCAAUCGAUUUAGGAACUAUUGCAUGAAUCCAGAAGCGGAUUGCUUUUGCAGCUCUGAUAAACCAAAGGGUCAGGAAAUUCUCACUCUUAAGAGGGGUUCCCAAACCUACAGAAUCGAUAUCUUGUUAAGAGUAUUGUUGAUAGUCCAACAACUUGUGCAAGAAAAUAGGCAUGCAUCCAAAAGAGAUAUCUACUACAUGCACCCAUCAGCAUUCAAAGCACAAUCAGUUGUAGACCGCGCAAUUGGUGAUAUAUGCAUCCUUUUUCAGUGUAGUCGGUUCAACUUGAAUGUGGUUUCUGUUGGAAACGGGUUGGUGAUGGGAUGGUUAAAAUUUAGAGAAGCUGGAAGGAAGUUUGAUUGUUUAAACAGCCUGAAUACUGCAUUUCCCGUUCCUGUUCUUGUAGAGGAAGUCGAAGAUAUUGUUAGCUUAGCAGAGUAUAUACUGGUGGUGGAAAAAGAAACAGUAUUCCAGCGUUUAGCAAACGACAUGUUUUGCAUGAUGAACCGCUGUAUCGUCAUCACGGGAAGAGGCUAUCCUGAUGUCUCUACAAGAAGGUUCUUGCGACUCCUCAUGGAGAAAUUGCAUCUACCUGUGCAUUGUCUAGUCGACUGUGAUCCAUAUGGCUUUGAGAUCCUAGCCACUUACCGAUUUGGCUCCAUGCAAAUGGCCUAUGAUAUAGAAUCAUUACGAGCACCAGAUAUAAAAUGGUUGGGAGUUUUUCCUUCAGACUCUGAGAUAUACGAUGUUCCGCAACAGUGUCUUUUGCCUUUGACAGAAGAAGAUAAGAAAAGAACCGAAGCAAUGUUGCUUAGAUGCUACCUGAAGCGUGAAAUGCCACAAUGGAGGUUGGAACUGGAAACAAUGCUGAAAAGAGGAGUGAAGUUUGAAAUCGAAGCACUCUCAGUUCACUCACUCUCUUAUCUGUCAGAGGUUUACAUUCCUUCUAAGAUUCGUCGUGAGGUAAGUUUCCAAUGA